GUCUUCCGGUAGCCGUGUGCGCCUCCACGCUGCUGCCGCUCGGCUGCAGGGCGGCACUGGCGCCGUGUGAACUCACACAAACUAUACACGAACCGGCACAUCCCGCCUCUCCAUUGGAGCACACGGCGGCAAGUCAGCGGCGUCCGCAGCUUCCCAUUCGCUACGAAGAAGCUGACAUGGACCACAUUAAAGAUGGAUGGUUUACGGAAAAAUGCACGUUAUGGCCCGGUCAAGCCAUGAGCCUCCAGGUGGAAGAGGUCCUCUACAACAAGAAAUCCAAAUUUCAAGAUGUUAUGGUUUUCAAGAGUAAAACCUAUGGGAAUGUCUUGGUGCUGGAUGGAGUGAUCCAGUGCACGGAGAGGGAUGAGUUUGCCUAUCAAGAGAUGAUUGCUAACCUUCCCCUGUGCAGCCAUCCUUCACCCAAGAAGGUGCUGAUUAUUGGCGGCGGAGACGGUGGCGUGCUAAGGGAGGUGGUGAAGAAUGCGCUGGUGGAGUCGGUGGUUCUUUGUGAGAUCGAUGAGGACGUCAUUAAUGUAUCAAAGAAGUACCUCCCAGGGAUGGCCAAAGGGUUUUUCAGUCCCAAGCUCACCUUACACGUUGGAGACGGCUUUGAAUUCAUGAAGCAGAACCAGGAUGCCUUCGACGUCAUUAUAACCGAUUCCUCAGACCCCGUUGGACCUGCUGAGAGUUUGUUCAAGGAGUCGUACUAUCAACUGAUGAAGGCAGCAUUGAGAAAUGGUGGAAUUCUUUGUUCCCAAGGAGAGUGUCAAUGGCUCCAUUUGGAGCUGAUAGAGGAGAUGCAAACCUUCUGCAAGACCCUAUUCCCUGUGGUGGAAUAUGCCUACACCACCAUCCCAACUUAUCCCAGUGGUCAAAUUGGAUUCAUGCUCUGCAGUAAAAAUCCUGAAACAAACUUCAAGGAACCAGUGAAAGCCCUGUCAAAAGAAGAAAUGGGAAAUAUGAACCUUAAAUAUUACAACCCUGAAAUUCACAAAGCAUCAUUCGUCCUUCCUGAGUUUGCAAGAAAGGUACUCAGUGAAGCAUGACGAGCACCAACGGACCACCAUGUUCAUCCAUUACCUGGCCUUCAGACCACAGAUAAACAACCCUGUUCUACGGCUUCUUCACAUACUCCCUGCAGUUCGGCACCACUGAAGAGACAAGCCUCCUGAAGAUUUUACUGGUUGGGGGGCAGCUAAUAAUUGUUGGGUGGGAACUUGCUGAAUUUUACAGAGAAAGUGUUCGUUCCACUGUUUCCUUCCUUCCAGUCUUACAUGCUCUCUGUGUUUAUUUAUUUUUCAGAUGUAUUUGGUUUUUAAUUCGUACUCUGAUCGUCUUAUCGGCAUUUUUGUGAAGAGCGGUUUCAUUUUUACUGUGGGAAGAGCAUCACAAUCAAACCUGACCUCACUCUACAACUGUACUGUUUAUCAGAUUCAUCUAUACAUUAUGCAAUAUAAUACAUACUAUAUAGAGUAUGUGUAUGUAAUGUAUUGCUGUACUUUUACUUGUAAUGUUUAGUAUCAGUUUGUGCUCAUGGGACAAUACAUGAUUCAUGGCUGUAUAUUCAGAAUACUAAUGUGUCCUCUACACAUUAACCCUUUAGUGCCUGAAAGUGGUUGUUUAUUGUUGAAAAUAAAAAAUGUAUCUAUCAUAGUGUACCAGGCAGAUUGUCCAGGAUGAAAAGCUCGAGUGUCUCAAGGAGUUGAGAAAAUUGUCUUUCAAACAUCAUCAACUCAAUUUAAUUGAUUCUCAGCUAUUACCAUCAAUAUGAUAUGGACAACUUAAAUGUUACGGUGUUUAAAAAAUAAAAUAAAAUCAAGUAUAGCAUUGGAGAUUUGCAAUGCAAGAAAUGUCUUUAAAAUGUGAAUUCAUUAUGCAACUAUAAUUUGCUGUCUUGGGUAUCGACUAUCGGUAGUAAACCUGUGCUCUAGUAAGCCUGUAUGCUGAUUCAUUAAAUCAGUAUCGACCUCUUAAGUUACUACCUGUUAAUUGUAAAUCCACGUUUAACCUUUGUUGAGAAAUAGUGUCAUACCUGAACAAUGAAUUUGUGUUUUUAUAAGAACUGUAAUAAAUUGGUAACAUAAAA
Messenger RNA from Larimichthys crocea (large yellow croaker), 2086 nucleotides. RefSeq names its product spermidine synthase (gene srm). The record is from RefSeq and is a predicted model, not a curated record. The transcript is spliced from 9 exons. Gene Ontology annotation, cellular component: cytosol. Gene Ontology annotation, molecular function: spermidine synthase activity. The coding region runs from base 177 to 1046 and encodes 289 amino acids. Gene Ontology annotation, biological process: spermidine biosynthetic process. Lineage: Eukaryota; Metazoa; Chordata; Actinopteri; Sciaenidae.